GGCUGUGCUUGCCAGUGUUGCCCCUUUUUUUGGCUUUACUUGGCGCAUACUUUACCAGAAGACUAAUAAUAAUAAUUCUGGAAUUAAAAGCAUUCUCAUUUCUGACGUUAAAUCCGCCAACACUGACUGGUAGGAAUCUAAAAGGAACUUCUCCCAUUCUGAACCAUGACGUCUGAAUCGCCAAGUUUGGGAAACAUUGACAUAGAAGCCUACAUUUUGAAUGAAUACAUUCCCGCUAAGCCUCUGGAUGGAAAUUUGGAAGUCCAUUUCAGUGACUCGGAGCUUGCACCAACGGAAGCAUGUGCACAGCUGAGAUGCGGAGAACUUUUGAAAUUCCCAUUUGUUCGGCCAGGGUGUCAGCCGAGGGCAGUGGCGAUAAGAAAGAGCGACGUUCUCGUUCCCGACGAUGAGGCAACAGCAACAAAACGCGUGGUAGAGCUUACGCUGGAUUCCCCGGAUUUAUUUGAGUUCCAACCAGGAGACACCAUCGCCGUUUUGCCAAGCAAUGAUGGGAAACUUGUGGAUGAGUUCCUAGAUCGCCUUGAGCUGGUCUCAAAGGCAGAUACGAUGUGCAGCGUAAAGCUGGCUCUUAAGUGUGCCAAAAAAAGCGCCAAAGUUCCAGCCCAUAUUCCGCAGACAACGAGUCCUCGGGAGAUCCUUACCCACUGCCUGGCCCUCAAUGCUGUUCCACAGAAGCAGUUUCUCAGCGCGUUGGCUGGUUUCACUGACAAUGAAAAGGAACGAUCUUUCCUGGCUUGCCUUUCUUCAAAGCAGGCCGCCUCUUCCUACAGUGAACUUGUUUUAGAGCGAGGACUGCGCUUUUUGAACAUUCUGGAGCUGUGUGCCACCUGCAGACCAUCCCUAGCCUUCCUGGUCGAGCACUUACCAAGGCUAUUGCCACGUCCUUAUUCACUUUCCAAUAGUCCUUUGGCGAGCGGACCCCAGGAGCUGCAGAUAAUCUACUCGAUCCUCAAAUACAAACCUGGAGUCACAACCAGCAUGUUGGAAUCGAAAGCCCAAAAAGUCGAAAACGGAGAACCCACUGAAGUUGUUAUUUAUCCUCGGCUAAGCAAUAAUUUCCGAUACACAGAGGACGACCUUUCCAGCAAUCAAAUUCUGAUCGCUGUUGGUACGGGCGUAGCUCCUUUCCUCGGCUUCCUGUCCCACAAAGAACAGCUCAUAAGCCAACAGUCGCCAAGGGAAAUAGGAAAAACGUGGCUGUAUUUAAGCGCCAAGACAACGAGGGCUACUCUGAAUCUAGACCAACUGCUAGUCUGGCAGCUAACCUCAGUGCUGGAGCGACUUCGCAUGUGUCAAUCGCGUGGAGAGUCUCCCUGCUACGUGCAACAGCUGCUGGAGGAGGAUUCGGAGGAGCUGGUCGCCUUGCUAUUGCAACCCAAUACUGUGCUCUAUGUAUGUGCUGACGGUGCCAAAAUAUCGCAGUCUAUUGCUGGGGGCUUGAUAAAGUGCCUCCAGACAGCUCUGCAGCUCAGUGAGGAAGAGGCGGCACAAAAGCUCAAGGAGCUAAGAGCGCAAGGCAAAUACCGCGAGGAUGUCUGGCUAUAAAGUAAGUACUAAGUAGGAGUUCUCCGGUUGAAAGUAGAUUUGUUGUUGUCUUAAUAUUUAAAUACUUGUCACUGAAAAUAAAUGAGCUGUAAUUAGAUUAGAAGAAAAAACACUGGCUUUGGUCGAAUAAGUAAAUAACGAUAUAUUUAACAACACAAAAUAAAAAUUACAGUGCAGUCUAAACUAAAUACAUACAGUUGUGAAGGAUCUCCUUCAAUGUUCAAAAUGGAUGGGGGCGAUUACGAUUACGAGAACUAAAUGGGUUUUGGGUCGGUGCGUAAGGUACACUUAACUGGUAAAUCGAAAAAAUAAUAACUCUAAAUAGCGGUAGAAUAUACGAUUACGACUUAGGAUUCAAAGCGAAAAAUAAAUGUGUACAUUAAACGUAAAGAACUUAUUGUGGGAAUUUGCUCAGUUUGCUAGAAUUAAAGCAACCAUUAAUUUGAUAAAUAAUCGUUAUUUUUCGUUCGCUCUCCGCCUUUUCUAUAUACCGAUAUCUGCGUACUGUUUAUCAUAUACUGUUUAAAGUUUAUUUUGGCAAGUCGGCCCUUGCGGUGACCUUGCACAUUAAUAUGCAUUCUGUAUUUUAACUACGUUUAAGUUAUAAUUGAAAUAGCGCCAAUCCUGGUCGUGUAUAUUAAUAUAAUUACGAAUCGAUCAAAAUUGAUUUCGGCUUCACUCUUCACACUCGUACAUAUCUUUACAAUUGCAAUAAAAGUUUCGUAUAAAAAAUUA
Drosophila ananassae is the source of this 2301-nucleotide messenger RNA. Its product is annotated as methionine synthase reductase. NCBI's taxonomy places the organism in Eukaryota, Metazoa, Arthropoda, Insecta, Diptera, Drosophilidae. The coding region runs from base 166 to 1566 and encodes 466 amino acids. The transcript is spliced from 3 exons. The record is from RefSeq and is a predicted model, not a curated record. Gene Ontology annotation, biological process: homocysteine metabolic process. Gene Ontology annotation, molecular function: flavin adenine dinucleotide binding; [methionine synthase] reductase (NADPH) activity; FMN binding. Gene Ontology annotation, cellular component: cytosol.